Messenger RNA from Colletotrichum siamense, 1191 nucleotides. RefSeq lists its product as uncharacterized. Lineage: Eukaryota; Fungi; Ascomycota; Sordariomycetes; Glomerellales; Glomerellaceae. The coding region runs from base 1 to 1191 and encodes 396 amino acids. The transcript has a single exon. The record is from RefSeq and is a predicted model, not a curated record.
AUGGCUCCGGCCGUCGUCAACGGCCUGGCGCAGCACGCCCGCUCCGUCAUCUCGGGCGGGCUCUCGAGCCUUCCGCAGACGGCAGACAUCACGGCGAGAGGGUUCGACCCGGCCGUCGGCCCCCUCGUCGCCAGAUCCAUCCUCGCCGCCCGUGACGGCACGCCGGCGAAGGAAGACCCAAAGAGCGGCGUCACCAGCCCCGGCGACAUCAACAACACGGCCAUUUUUGUGCUGUUCGGCCUGAUCGGUGCGGCCUUUGUCGUCACCGGCAUCUGGUUCUUUUUCUGGGCCAAGAACGGCGGCUUCUACUUCAAGGAGGACGACUGGGACGACUACAAGUCGACCGUCCUGCGCCGCAAGGGACCCAACGGCACCAUCCUAUCCAACGCCACCAAGUCGACGAAGCUCGGGGGCGGCAGCGUGUACAAGGACUACGACGACAACCAAACCAGCAUCUCGGGCACCACGCUGUCGGGCAUCACUGCGGGCGCGAGCGACAUCGCCGCCCGCGAGAAGCGUGAACGCAAGAAGGAGAAGAGGCGCAGGGAGAAGAAGGAGGGACGCCACAGCGAGAAGCGAUCCCGCCGGAACAACGACGAGGCCAGCGUCCUCAUCGACGAAGAGGCGGAGCGUGAGGCCAAGCAGCACCUGAGGUCGUACCGCCACGAGAGGCCUGCCCGCGUCGGCGGCAUGAACAAGGAGUCGGAGUCGUCCGAGUGGGACGGCUCUACCAACCCCACCGAGUCGUCCGUGUCAUCCAACCUGCUGUCGAACCGCGAGACGACGCCCACGUCGACCCCGACCAAGGGCGGCAUCCGCAAGGUGUACAGCACGGCAGACCGCAACGAGGAGCGUGAGCGCCAGCGCAUCCGCGCCGAGGCCAAGAGGCUGCAGGAGAAGGGCCGCUCAGCCGGCAGCUCCAGACGCGACUUCAGCUUCCAGCGCGCCAGCACGAUCGCCGAGGACCAGGCCACCCGCGGUUACGCUCUGCCGCCGCCCCAGGAGGAGCCGGAGCCCAGCGUCCCCGGCGCCUGGACCGAGAGCGACAUUACCAGCGCCGUCGAGAGCGACUACGGCAACAAGUCAUACCACCACGUCAUCCCCGGGUUGAGCAGCCAGAGCGCUGUGAGCAGCGAGUACGCAGACGAGAGGCGGAAGAAGAGACACGCCCGUCGUCACCGUGAUCACUGA